AUGGAAGAUGUGCUGUCCCGAGCCUGGGCACAGGUGAAGUGGGAGGAAGAUAUUGCUAGCCGUGCCAAGGCUCAACCAAAGCAGGACCAAAGGUCAGCCCGAUCAGAUCGAGGAGACCGAGAGGAAAGAUCCUCCCAAAAAGGAUCCAAGGACUCCGGUAUUAGAAACCGGGGCAGGUUCCAGUACCGGCCUCAAGAGAAGGAAGAAGGAAUGUCGGUAUCUACCUGGCCCGAUAUCUCUCAUCUCUCAAUAUCAACACCAGAGCUGGUCAACGCACUGAGGCAGAUGGGCCAACAGGUUAAGUGGCCUCCAAAGAUGAAAGCACCGGAUUCGUUCUGGAACCCGGAAUUCUGGUGCGACUUCCACCGCGAUCAUGGCCGCAAAACCGAAGACUGCAUCGCCCUAAGGAUCGAGGUCAACGAAUUACUCCAAAAGGGACAUCUCCGAGAAUUCCUCUCAGAGAAAGCCAAGGCCCACCUCAGCAAAGAAACAGCAGGGAACUCCAAAGGAGCUGCACCAACCUCACCACCUCGCCAAAAUCGGGUGAUCAAUGUCAUAUCCGGAGGCUCGGAAGUAAGCGGAGUAAGCCACGCAGCCGCAAAUAAAAGUACCCGUAACGCUAAGCAUGGUCUGGAAAUGACCCAAUCGAAGCUCCUACUUCUAGGCACCGAUGAGAUAAGCUUCACAGUUAAGGAGCAAGAGAAGAUCCUAGCUCCCCACCAUGAUGCCCUAGUUAUCUCUCUCACUGUAGUGAACUGCUUGGUGAAAAGAAUACUAGUAGACAACGGCAGCUCAAGCAACAUUAUCUUCCAGAGGGCGUACCAAGAUCUGGGGCUGGAGGAGAGAGCCCUGACGCGAAAGGUAACCCCACUCAUCGGAUUCAGCGGCGAUGUCAAGCAAACCGCCGGAGUGGCUAUCCUCCCAGUAUACACUGAAGGAGUCAACAUGUCUACCAAAUUCCUGGUCGUAGAUUGCCAAUCAGCAUAUAACAUGAUCUUGGGACGACCCUGGAUUCACGACAUGGGAGCAGUCCCUUCAACCCUUCAUCAGAUGGUGAAGUUUCCUACACCCUGGGGGCAUCAGAGUAAUCAGGGGAGGCCAAGAGAACUCUCGAUCCUACUACCAGACCACCCUGAAGGGGAAGACCAAGGUCUUAUAGCAAUUACAGAGAAAACCUCGGACCCCUCGGACCCCGCGAACCCCGGGAUCAGAGGUCAAUGA
This is a messenger RNA of Brassica oleracea var. oleracea, 1221 nucleotides long. RefSeq lists its product as uncharacterized. The record is from RefSeq and is a predicted model, not a curated record. Lineage: Eukaryota; Viridiplantae; Streptophyta; Magnoliopsida; Brassicales; Brassicaceae. Bases 1 to 1221 code for a protein of 406 amino acids. The transcript has a single exon.